UUUGGCUUAGCGCAUUCCGCCUAUGUUGCGCGGACAACAUGGCUCAGGAUCAUGUGGGAUGAUUCAUGUGUAGACGACGUGAGAAGGUUCUCGACACUGAAGGCGUGAUGCCCGAGAUUGCCGAGGCUCCACAUCGUGUAGGGUAUGGCUUCCUGGCGUACUUCUUCCUGUGUUUUGCUGUUUCCGGCAUUCCGUGCGCUGCUGCCAUCCUUUUGUGGUCCGACAUAGGUUGGGGCAAGGAUGUCUACAGCUUCUUCUCGGAAGGCAGUGUCAAAGGCUACGCGCUGGGCGCUGGGGCAUUCUGCAUCGUUCUGGCCCUGUAUCUCGAGGACUUCUUUUGGCCACCGCACCUGGAAGGCCAGUACUUCGUUCUCUACAACCAGGACAGAUGCGUUGGCCGAAGCAUCCUGGUCGUUGCGGGCGUCCUGAUCUAUGCUGCAGCCCUGAAUCUGGCGGAGGUCUACCCGUCAGUGCCCAUUCAGUGCACGGUCUUGCUUGGCCCAUUGCUGACAACUGCCACGAGAGCUGUGACCAGACCGGUUUUCAAAGAUCCGAUGGCUGCCGCCCUUGCAGAGCAGGUUGGUAAGUCGCCCAGCAACAGGCUCAUGAAGAUGCAGCGCUAUGUGGGCUCCGAGAAAGAUGCCACUGCAUUUUACGCUGGCAGCAUGACAGCCUUCUUGCUGCUCGGGGUCAUAACAGUGAUUGCCUGGGUGGUGUGGGCCUUGAGUAACAACAUCGACUUUGGUGACGUCGACUUCGUGAACGCUGAAGAGGAGCUCCAGUACGUGCGGUGGAUCUCCCCUGUGGCAGUUGGCCUCGCGUACGUGAUGUUCGGGCUCAUUGUGUCCUUGCGCGUGGGACUGGCCGGCUCCUACGACCAGGGAGACAUGCUGCUGAAGAUGGUAAAGGAGGAAGACCAGGAGUGUUCUGCGAGUGGCCGCAGGUCGAUUCGUCGGAAGACGCUGGUUGGCCUAGUCAGUGAGCAGCUGAAGGAGGAGGACAACACCUGCAGGACUGCGUUUGACAAGCUCAGCAACGCUCAGAAGGACAAGUUUGCAGAGAAGCAGAUGCGCAAUCUUGAGCUAGUUUCGCGAAUGAUCAAGACCUGCGGCUGCGUCUUCGCUUUGAUGAUUGGAACAACCUGGAUGGCUUCCCAGCUUGUCACUUCCGACAGCCACCUAUCUGAUCUCGUCUUGGGCUUUCUGGGGGUCUUCACCAUGAGCUUCUGCCUCUUCGUGGUCGUCGCCUUCCAGCGGCUCAACACCGUGAUGACGGACUGGUGCAAGAAGCUGCCACUCUACCGCUUGGCUGUGAGCCUUCUUCAGAGCGACUGGAUCCGAGCUUUACUUGUGUUCUGCUUCUCGCCGGCAGUGCCCUUCGUGCUGGUGCUCUCCUUCGUCAACCAGCGGGUUCGCGGAUGCCGCAGGCUUGCGCAGGCUCCCACGACUCUGGCGCCCAUCGAUGAAGAGCAGGAGUCCAUAGAAAUGGAGGAGUCAACGUACUUCACCAGGCGAAUCGCCCGUCAGGUUGAAAUAAUGGAGCAUGACUGGAACUGGAUCUCCAUUUUGAUGAAGGUCUUUGUCUUUGGUCUUCUGAUGAUGCUCUACACUACCUUUCCUAUCAUGCUCAAUAUUUUCCUGGCCUGGAUGAGUGCUGCAAUGGCUGACUGGAACUUUGCUGUCGUGUGUGUGGGCAUCGUAGUGGCAGGCCUGUGUUGCUUCCUGCUGCCCCCGGUCCCUGGUGUGCCAGUGUACGUGUUCACCGGCAUCAUCAUUGCAGACAGGUGCCCCUGGGGCUUCGAGGCCGGGGCGGCGGUGGCCAUCGGCGUGGGCUUCGUGCUGAAGCUGAUGGCCUGCGCCAUGCAGCAGAAGCUCAUUGGGGAGCGCCUGGGGAACAUCACCUUCAUCCGAGCGCAGGUUGGCAUCAACCAGCCCAUGAUCCGCGCUCUCGAGGCAGUCCUCCGGAAGCCUGGCUUGAGCCUGGGCAAGGUGUCCAUCCUUUGUGGAGGUCCAGAUUGGCCGACCUCAGUCCUGGCAGGCAUCCUGCGCCUGUCCCUCUUGGAAUGUGAGAUCGGCACACUGCCCAUUGUUUUCUUCGUGGCGGCUUGCUCCCUGUCGGGCUCUUUCUAUCUCAAGAAGACGGAGAGCGAGUUCUGGGACCGCAUCGCCACCUUCAUGAUGUCCGCAUCCGUUGGCUUGUGCGUGUUGCUGCAGAUCAUGGGCGUUUGGGCGAUCCAGACGGAGCUUGACCAAAAUGAGUGGGAGUUGUCUAAGCCCUUGGAGCAGAACUUGAAUCUCGACUGGUUGGAUUUCAGAUCGAGAGAGGUGGCAAAGAGCAAGACGAUCAGGUGGAGAGACGUUCCGUGCUGGUUGAAGACACUCCUGCUCCUGGCAGUGGUGGGGCAAGUUGUGGCUGGUCAACUCUUUUACUGGGCUUCCUCCAUUUGUUUCGGUAGCUUUGAGUUGACUGACAGCAUCGACUCGCUGCAGCUCUGGGUGGACGGCUCAUCAGGAUUGGUUCUGCUGCCAGGACUCGCUGGCUGCUCCAUUUGCUUGGGAGGCUGGGUGAUCUAUUUCAUCAUGGCGAGGUGGCUCUCCGCCCAGCAGUCCAAGUCUUUUAAAGAACGCGGUGUGCAGCUGGACACCAUUGAGGCAGAGUGGAAGGAUCGGCGCCAGGCCGCGGCGCGGCAGCUGGCGAACAGCACCGCAUCCCAGGAGAACUGGGAGGAGUUAGACACUCUGCGGAGUGACGUCGAAAAGAUGCUGCUGAAGACUUCGCCACAGAGGGAAACUGAGUGAGCUUUGGACGAUCCAUUCCGAUAUUCCGACCAGCACCGCUUUAGUCAUAGGUUUGGGAGGUGCUGGCGAUCUUACCCCUUCGCGACAGUCGGCUGUUCCUUGGGCAAUCGCUUAAAGGCGGCUGGGCUGUGUCUGACGGGCUUUCCAAGAAAGCGCCCAUGGCCUCAGAGCUUUCCGAGAAAGCGCUCUGGCAUUCUGGCAGCCACAGUUGCCUGUGGAUAUUUUCUCGCCAGGCUGCAAAAGGAUAAA
Molecule: messenger RNA, 3047 nt
Organism: Effrenium voratum
Lineage: Eukaryota; Dinophyceae; Suessiales; Symbiodiniaceae
Source: the annotation of a GenBank genome assembly